AUGGAGCCUCCUCCAACCAAACUGACACCGGGCAAGGGUGUUCAGUCGAAAUCGAACAAGGGGCCUCCAUCACCGACCUUGGCCAAUGUUGCGCGCCACUUCGCUGUGGACAGCGGCUCAACGUUGCUCGCCACGGCGGUAAUCACAGUCUUGAUUUUCGGCGGAUGCUGCUCCAACUUUGUGUCCGCAGGUACAACCGAUUCCAACCUUGCACUUAUCCGCAUAGGAACCCUCGUAACUUUCGUUCAAUUUCUAUUCGUCUCCAUCACAGGCUACAUAGCGCAAUUCGAUAGAUCACGCCCGCCGUUCUUCCUGACUCCCAACGUCGUCCCGCUUAGCCGCUGGCUUGUCAAUAUCCUCUUGUUCUUUACCAUCAACGUGUUGAACAACCAUGCCUUCAGCUACGACAUAUCCGUACCAGUUCACAUCAUCCUACGAUCCGGGGGUAGCAUAACAACCAUGGCUGCCGGAUAUCUUUACGGCAAGACGUAUUCACGCCCCCAAAUAUUUGCAGUGUUUCUGCUGAGUAUUGGCGUCAGCCUAGCUGCUUGGUCGGAUUCAAAAGACAAAAAACCGAGUGACGAUAUUUCUGACCCUGUAUUCAAUCCUGGGCUCUUAAUCAUCUUUGUCGCCCAAGUACUCUCGGCUAUCAUGGGGCUGUAUACCGAAGCAACGUAUCGAAAGUACGGGCCACAGUGGAAAGAGAAUCUCUUCUAUUCCCACAUCUUGUCACUGCCGUUGUUUUUGCCCUUUGCGCCCUCCAUGUGGCGCAACUUACUCGUGCUAACCAAGAGCACUCCUGUUGCACUAAACAUACCAUUCGCUGCAUCGCUGCAGCCUGUACGAGUUCCGUCCCAACUGGCCUAUCUUUCGGCCAACGUGUUGACCCAGUAUGCCUGUAUUCGUGGCGUGAAUCUCCUUGCCGCAAGCGCAUCGGCACUCACCGUUACGAUAAUACUUAGCAUUCGAAAGCUCAUGAGUCUCCUGCUAAGCAUCUGGCUAUUUGGCAACACUCUCAAAGCUGGCACCCUCCUCAGCGCGGUAGUCGUGUUUGGAGCCGCCGGCCUCUACAGCGUUGCCCCGAAACCAGCCCCGGCCAAGGAAAAGAAGAAGGAAGUUAUGGCUGACCACGCGUUGCAUGGUAGUAACGGCAUAUCUCUUCCGGUUCGUACCAGAGAAGAGGGGGAUGAUGAAACUGUCCAAGGGCAGGCCACCAGUGGCUUAAUCGACCCAGAACUCGAUCCAGAUUCCCUCGAGAGCCACGAAGAACAUCUCCACGAUGGAAUGCUGUUACGAGAUCUCCAAGAACGCACGACGUUUUAUGACCCUGUUGCAGAGCUUCAGAUGACACAGACGGAUGCAAAGCUGUUCUAUCAGCGUAGCAAGAUUGACCCGCGGACUGGGAAUUCUCCAUGGCCACAGUCAACUCCUUUCGGAAGUCCUCUCAUUCUCUCGGGCUCACGCCCAGCUACAGAAUGGGGGGCUGAUUCGUUGGUACUUGAUCUCGAUGACAAGCCAGAAGUCGUAGACACUCCUGCCAGGCCCUAUGAGUCGACAAUCCCCCCCAGUGCCUCACAUCCUCUGAAGCCUAGUCUGAAUACUAGCCAUGGGUUUAACGAGGCAAGGGUCGCCAAUGACCCCACUAUUGGAUUAGCAGGCAAUGGACUCUUUGACACUGAGCCUCAUAUAACGGCUGAGCUCAGUGCCAUUUCAAAGCAGAUUCAGAGAAUACUUGACAUGAGACGCAAGUACAUUUCUGUUUCUAACCAAGGGCCCAAUGACAACCCCAGAGAUAAUGCAGAUUGGGACAUAUACCCUCCCCCUCCCGAUCCAGCAUGGAUUCACAGCCACGGUAAUGGCACUGACGAAGCCGGGAAGCAAGGCGCCGGCUCUUCGACAACUACUACAGAACGAAAGAGGCCUGUCCGAAAAAGAAAGCCUGGCCACGACAUUGGAGAUGAUUUCUUUUUCGAAGACUUGCUUCCCUUGCCAGAAAACGGCGAGAUGACCUUUGAAAUGGACAGCGAAGGAGUUUAUCAAGUGUUUGACUCUACAGUCAGCAAAACUCCUGCUAUUCGUGUGCCUACCAUUCGAGAAUUUUAUAUCGAUUUGGAAGAACUCCUCACCGUUUCAUCUGAUGGUCCAAGUAAAAGCUUUGCGUUUCGUCGACUUCAAUAUCUGGAGGGCAAACACAAUCUAUAUGUCCUCCUUAAUGAAUAUCAGGAGACUGCCGACAGCAAAAAGGUGCCGCAUCGAGAUUUCUACAAUGUUCGAAAGGUGGAUACGCACGUCCACCACUCUGCAUGCAUGAAUCAGAAACAUCUCUUGCGAUUCAUCAAGAGCAAGAUGAAGAAGUACCCGAACGAAGUUGUGCUCUUCAGAGAUGGCAAGCAUCUCACCUUGGCGGAGGUAUUUGCUAGUAUCAAUCUGACAGCGUAUGAUUUGAGCAUAGAUACACUUGAUAUGCAUGCACACACUGAUUCCUUUCACCGUUUCGAUAAAUUCAACCUCAAAUACAACCCCAUCGGCGAGUCGCGCCUGAGGACUAUUUUCCUCAAAACCGAUAAUUUCAUCCACGGGCGCUACCUGGCGGAGAUUACCAAGGAAGUGAUAGCUGACUUAGAAUCCAGCAAGUACCAGAUGGUCGAAUGGCGCAUAUCCAUCUAUGGCAAGUCCAUAGAUGAGUGGGACAGGCUCGCAGCCUGGGUUGUGGACAAUAAGCUCUUUUCCCACAACGUCCGCUGGCUCGUCCAAAUCCCUCGCCUCUACGACAUCUACAAAGCUAGCGGCUUGAUGGAUACGUUUGAGCAGGUUAUAAAGAAUGUGUUCCAACCCCUCUUCGAAGUCACAAAAGAUCCUUCGAGCCAUCCAAAGCUACAUGUAUUUCUACAGCGUGUCAUUGGCUUUGACAGCGUCGAUGACGAAAGCAAAAUCGAACGUCGUCUGUUCAAGAAGUUCCCUGUGCCCCGAGCCUGGGAUACGAAGCAAAAUCCUCCAUACAGCUACUGGAUCUAUUACUUGUAUGCCAACAUGACCUCGUUGAACCACUUCCGACGCAGCCGCGGCUUCAACACGUUCGUUCUACGACCUCAUUGUGGAGAGGCGGGCGAUAGCGAACACUUGGCUGUGGCGGCACUGUGCUGUCAUAGCAUCAGCCAUGGACUGCUUCUUCGCAAAGUUCCUCUGCUCCAGUAUAUCUUUUAUUUGGAGCAGAUUGGAAUCGCCAUGUCGCCGCUGAGUAACAACGCCUUGUUCCUUGCGUAUGAACGAAACCCAUUCCACCAGUAUUUCAGACGCGGCUUGAACGUCUCUCUAUCCACAGACGACCCGUUGCAAUUUGCUUUUACCAAGGAACCCUUGAUCGAAGAGUAUGCUGUGGCUGCACAGAUAUACAAGCUGAGUCCAGUGGACAUGUGCGAGCUGGCAAAGAAUUCGGUCAAACAGAGUGGCUAUGAGAAAGCCAUCAAGAAACAGUGGCUGGGUCAAGAUUUUGAGAAGCCUGGGAAGGACGGGAACAAGAUGGUGAAGACAAAUGUCCCAGAUCGCAGAGAAGAAUUCCGAUACCAUACACUCCUCCAAGAGAGAGACAUCCUGAGAAAAUAUCUUGAUUACGGCUCUGGCGAUGACCUUGUGGCAAACGGGGUGCCAGGAAGCGCCCAAGCAGCAGAACCUCUGGAGAGCAAGACCCAGCCUUUCCCGGCUACUACGGCAGCUGAAUCCAAGGAUGUAGAGGCCGAGGGACAUGUGUCCUUUGUCGACGCUCACACGGGAGAGCCUCAUUUGCCUUCCAGCGCCAAGACGGAUAAUCACUUGUCUGGAAGCGACCCGAUGAUGUUCCCGGGAAUCCUCGCCCGAGAGCAUCGAAACAAUAGUUCGAGAAACUUGGCCCAGAAUGACGACAGAUCAAAGUAG
Trichoderma aggressivum f. europaeum is the source of this 3912-nucleotide messenger RNA. RefSeq lists its product as uncharacterized. Gene Ontology annotation, molecular function: AMP deaminase activity. The transcript is spliced from 9 exons. The coding region runs from base 1 to 3912 and encodes 1303 amino acids. Lineage: Eukaryota; Fungi; Ascomycota; Sordariomycetes; Hypocreales; Hypocreaceae. Gene Ontology annotation, biological process: AMP metabolic process; IMP salvage; transmembrane transport. The record is from RefSeq and is a predicted model, not a curated record. Gene Ontology annotation, cellular component: cytosol.